Messenger RNA from Podarcis muralis (Common wall lizard), 11642 nucleotides. Lineage: Eukaryota; Metazoa; Chordata; Lepidosauria; Squamata; Lacertidae. The record is from RefSeq and is a predicted model, not a curated record.
GACAUCUGCUCUUCACAUGAAUGCACUCACCUCCUAGAGAACAGCCCGCCAUCAUGCUCUGGAAACUGGUCGAAAAUGUCAAGUAUGAAGAUAUCUACGAGGACCGCCACGAUGGCGUGCCCAGUCACAGCUCUCGGCUGUCCCAGCUGGGCUCGGUCUCGCAGGGACCCUACUCGAGCGCCCCUCCGCUGUCUCACACCCCGUCCUCGGACUUCCAGCCGCCCUACUUCCCGCCGCCCUACCAGCCGCUCCCCUAUCACCAGAGCCAGGACCCUUACUCCCAUGUCAAUGACCCCUACUCCCUGAACCCUCUGCACCAGCCCCAGCAGCACCCUUGGGGGCAGAGACAGAGGCAGGAGGUGGGCUCGGAGACCGGCUCGCUGCUGCCCCAGCCGCGGGCGUCGCUGCCUCAGCUCUCGGGACUGGACCCCAGGCGGGACUACCACUCGGUCAGGCGGCCAGACGUCCUGCUCCACUCGGCUCACCACGGCCUGGACUCCGGCAUGGGCGACGCGCUUUCUCUCCACGGCAUCGGGCACCCGGGGAUGGAGGACGUCCAGUCAGUAGAAGAUGCCAAUAACAGCGGCAUGAACUUGUUGGACCAGUCUGUCAUCAAAAAAGCCCGAUCCUAUGUAUGUUUACUCGGAAGUAAGUCCCAGUGUGUUCAACGGCGCUUACUCCCAGUUCCAGUUCCUCCAAAAUCUGUAACUUCCCUGAUGAUGAACAAAGACGGCUUCCUUGGUGGCAUGUCUGUGAACACAGGCGAAGUAUUUUGUUCAGUACCUGGGCGGCUCUCCUUGCUCAGCUCAACUUCCAAGUACAAAGUAACUGUUGGAGAAGUUCAAAGGCGCCUCUCACCCCCAGAAUGUUUGAAUGCCUCGCUUCUUGGAGGAGUACUUAGAAGAGCCAAAUCGAAAAACGGGGGCAGAUCGUUGCGAGAGAGGCUAGAAAAAAUCGGCUUGAAUUUGCCAGCCGGCCGGCGCAAAGCGGCAAAUGUCACCUUACUCACCUCCCUGGUGGAAGGAGAAGCUGUACAUUUAGCUCGGGAUUUUGGAUACAUCUGUGAAACUGAGUUCCCAGCCAAAGCUGUUUCUGAGUACCUGAACAGACAGCACACAGACCCUACUGAUCUCCACUCCAGGAAGAAUAUGCUGCUUGCCACAAAGCAACUUUGUAAAGAAUUUACGGAUCUCUUGGCCCAGGACAGGACACCCAUUGGCAAUAGCAGGCCCAGCCCCAUUUUGGAACCUGGGAUUCAGAGCUGCUUGACUCACUUCAGCCUCAUCACUCAUGGCUUUGGGUCCCCAGCCAUAUGCGCUGCCCUGACUGCUCUCCAGAACUACCUGACUGAAGCUCUCAAAGGCAUGGACAAGAUGUUCUUGAACAACAACUCUGCUAACAGGCACACUUCUGGGGAAGGACCAGGUAGUAAAACUGGAGACAAGGAAGAGAAGCACAGAAAAUGAAACAAAAACAAAAAACAAGGAAGCUAAUGAAAUUAGGGGAAAAAUAAAUAAAAGGAAAAGCAGAGAGAGAAAUCUUUUUAAACAAACAUUUUAAUUUUAGCUUUAAAAUAUUGGAUUGGGCUUUGGAAGAAUUAUACUAGGUAGGUCACACCCACAUUAUUUUAUUUUAAAGGAAGUAAGGUCAGAGACGCACAAUGGAAACAGGAACACAGAGGCUCAGUGGCUUUUGCAAAAGAACUUUUGAAGACAACUUCAAGGAAUUUCUACUUCUGUUCUCCUGCAAUCUUUUUGUGAUAAUUGGGGAGGGUGUGUGUGAAAAAUGUCAAUAGUAGGUAAAAACAAUCAAUAACUUAUUGGAAGAAUCUUUUUGAUAAUGUUGAUAUGUUGGCUGAGAUACAUAGUCUGUUUCUGUAUAAUUGUUAUUUUUCAAAAAAAAAGUCUAUCUAAAGUAGAAAAAUCAAAAAAACUAAGGGAUAGAUUUAUUUUAUAUGGGACUGUCCCAUUCAGAGCAAAGUGUCCUGUUUUCAGCUCAGACCAACUGUAGCCCCCUGACUUGGGUGAUGUCUUGCCAUUGCCACUCUGUGUCAUCAGAAUACCCAGGCCUAAGCUCUACCAAUAGUCUCCGGCUUGCAGAUUUCUUCACAGUGGGUUGAGGUAGCAGGAAAUGAGAGCUCUGGGUCUGUUUAGAGCAGUGCAUUUGCAUCUAACAAGUUCACAUUCUGAUGAAGUUAAAACGAUACUUACUUGGAAGAGUAUUUCAAAUAAGGUUAGCUAAAAAGACAGUUAUCGAGUGUCCCUAUUUCAAUACAAACUACCUAAAUUUCUGGGCUUACUGAAAACUAGAUACUUUACAUAUUUAUUCCUAAAAUUCUGAAGCUGCAACUUUGCAAGUUUCACUGGCUGUUAGGAUGUGUAAAGUUUGCAUACAGGAUCCAAUGAGAUUUUGAUAACAAGGCGGUGAACUAACUUGGAAUUAGGUGGUAACCUCCAGCAUAACAUUUUUUUUAAAAAAUGGAGAUGUACAUGUGAAAAAACGUUAUACAGGAAUGCAAAAGCUCUGAACACAAGAGGGGAAGCAAACUACAUUCUCCUGCUUCUGGGUGAUUCUUUUUAAAACCAAUAUGCACAUUUUGCAUUCAUAUAUAACUUUUUUUAUGUAUUUCUUCUCCAUGAAGGUCAAAUGCUACAUCAGAACUGAUCCUAUGUUUGACCUAUUUCCAAGUCCAGUUGCUGCAGUCUGACAAUCCCUUGUAGAUGCAGGACUUCAGAUGUACACACAAAUCUCUCCUGUUUGCAAGAGUUUCCUUUGCAUUGCAAUGAAACCACCUAUCUCAUUUGAGCAGAUAGCUCAGUGGGCCCCACGAGAGUUGUACAUGGAGGUGUGCCACUGAAGUGAACGGGAGCUUCUUGUGUGCAUUCAAGUGCAGAGAACUGGCUGUUCUAAGACUGGGAACAAUAUGCUUAAGACAGAGGUGCCAGUCUGCUAAUUGUUACUCUGAAUGGAUAUUGGCUAAUUCUCAACAAUUCAGUUUGCUCUUUUUAAUAUGUCUCAGACUGCUCUCUCUCUCUCUCUUUUUAAAGAAGUAUUAGUAACAGGAAUGUCUUGAUGAGUAUGUGAUUUCCUUCUCAGGAGUAUGUACCCUUUUUAUUUUCUUCUGUUUCCCAAAGCUUUGCCCGCUUGGCUUAUGAGCUUCUUCAAAGAGGACUAGAACUCCCUACACAUUUCAUCAGGUACAGAGAUGAAAAUCCACAAUUCUGACACUUUUCUUUUCAAAUCAAAGCCAGUUGUUUUGGAAUUCUGCACGUGUACUUCUUUAAAGAAGCUCAAAGGGAAUAGAUUAAGCAAGGCAAAGGCAACUGAAUGGGCAAUGUCAUAUUGAUAGGCAAAUGCUAAUUUAUCCAAUAUAUAGAAAAGAUUUGGGGAGGGCCAAUAAUAUUUGAUGCACAGAAUAACACAGGUUUGCUAAGUGUCUUUAGAGGAGAAGGAGGGGACUGAAGGUAAAGAGGAUUCUUGAGCAAUUUCCAGUAGCUUUGUUUAAGGAAAUCUCUUUCCCCCAGGUUAUUAAAUGAGUUUUGCCGUUCUUGGUUUAGAAAAAAACACACAUGUCUUGGGAUGAGGGAAAUCAACCAAAUUCCAAGCAUUUGCAGAAAUUUAAGUGCAUUACAGUAUAUUUUAUAAAUGAGAUUUUUAAAAGCUCCCCCCCCCCCUGUUCGGAAUACCUACUAAAGUUAUACUUCAGUGAAAGAAGAUGAAUUUUACCUUGCAUGUUAUCAGCUUGGAAAUACCUUGUUGACUUGAUAAUGGCUAUGGUGUUCCAUGCAUUUUGAAAAAUCACUUCCCUUUUGUCACAACAGCUUAUGUCUAUACAUCAUUUUGACUUAACAUACUGAAUUCAUGCUAGGAGACGGGAAUAGGAUAAACACAUUACCAUGGCUGUAACUUCCAUUAUUUUUGGUAGAACUUUGUUCUCCUUAAGUGAACACUUAUGAAUGGGGUGCAUCUGUUUCACAGGGUAGUGUUUUACAUUUGGAAUUCAGUUUUCAAAAGCAAUUUGGGUCCAUGCAGUUUCUAAUUUUAAAAAUAUGAAGGGUUAUUUCUCACAAUGUAAACUUUAAGAGUACAAGAAGUGACCAGUGCCCUAAUUGAAAUGGCUGCACAUGUCUGUUUCACCAUGUGUAUAAAUAUUCAACACAUAUUCAGCAUAUAGCAGAACCAUGCAGCCAACUGGGGUUCUGUACGGCAUAUACACACAGUGAAAUAUGCAUGUGUAGUUGCUUGAAACAUGAAGACAUACAUUCUGAAUUCAUCACCUCCUGUGUUCCAAACAGUAUCAUGCACAAUGCAACUGCUGAAUUAUGUACACUGUGUUUUAGAACUGGUCCCUAAGAUCUUAUUUCCAACCUUUAUAAACCAUAAAGUACUUGAAAUUAAGCCAAUACUUUCCCAUUGGAUAUUUCUGCCUGCACCGUGAAGUAAACUGUGUGUUGUUAUUUGUAAUCAGACAUAUUCAGAAGGCGAUUAACUUGGAGUAGCUGUCUAUUGGAUGUGAUCAAUUAUCUAGGAAGCAGGUUUAAUCAAAAUGAGUAGAACUUCCAAUGGGCCUUGGUCUAAAUCGAAGUAUUUCAGUUCAGCUGUGAGUGGAGCUUUACACACUGAUCCUAAAUGCACACCUGUAUGCAUGGGGAUUUGCAACAUUGCCAAGUUAUGGUGCUGGUCCUCAAGUUGCUAAUUUUAGAAUGUCACUAGAACAAAUUAUGCAGGAGAGACUGAGCAUAGUACUCUACAGCAGUAUUGGAACUCAGACUGUCAAACAAUUCAUGAAAUGAGUUGAUUAAUCAUAUGAGUUUUAGUUGAUUCAUUGAUUAAAUGUUGGCCAAAACAAUUGCCAUGAAGCAAGAAGCAUAGGUUUGCUUUUAGAUAGUGGACACCAUCUUAUCUGAUGCAUUUUCUCCUAUUUGAGAGAAAAGCAAGAAUUAAGAUGAUGUUUAAUAUGGUGUAUUGUUUUAAUACUUUCCAAAGAAUCAGGAAACGUUUAAAAUAUUAAUUGAUUAAAUUCAGGCCCCAUAGUUGGAACUACUAUUAGUGGGGCUGCUUUAGUUCAGUAACUUCAGGCACAUCCAACCAAAGUUGGUCCCAUUUAGUUUUGGGGAGAAUCAAGCAUAUGUUUAACUUGUUCCUAUUGAAAUCAAUGGGACUGUAAUGUGCUUAACGUUGACUAAACCUCACCCCAUACUUUUUUGCUUCCUAUAUUUCUGAAAUCUACAUUCUGUCUGUGUCUUUUGUACACUAUACCAUCUCAAAAGAAGGAGGAAGAAAGUAAACACACCUUUAUUUGCAGUUGUUACCCUAAAGGGCACUUUUGAGGAGCUGAAGACAGCUGCGAUAGUAAUUAAUGCUUUCCUGUUCUCAUAUUUGUUAGCUCUGACUCCGUACACUAUCUUGGACAAUUUAUAAAUGUAACAAAAUCACCUUUAUGCAUCACAAGAAUAAUUUACUAUGUUUCAGUCCACUGAUCUGAACAUGCUGUGCACAAGAAAGAACCCAAACUUAAUAUCUUUAAAAAGGCCACCUGAAGAAAUAUUUCAGUGACUAAAAAUAAAAUAAAAUAAAAUAAAAUCUAGGAUAAUUAUUAACACUGAACUGAGGGAAACAUUGUGGCACAAAAAGCAGAAAAUCUACAAAGUUAAAUGAGAAGAUGUUUUGUCCUAAUUGUAAAUAGGGAGCAAAAUCUUUCUAGUUUAUACCGCAGACAUGUUCACCCUCCAAACUUAAACUUGCAAACUUUGUGGACAACAAUGCAAGGAACCCUAAGAGAGAUAUUAUACAGAAGUCUUAGCUCUCUUCAAAACCGUAUCGACCAAAUAUAUUUCUUUCUUUUUGUUAAUCAGCAGCCAAUUGUACUCAAACUGUCCUUAGGAUGUAGGUACUGAGGCGGCCCCUGUGGUGCCCCCUCCAGAUGCUGUUGGACUGCAACUCCCAUCAGUCCUGAUCAUUGGCCAUGUGGAGUAGGGCUGGUUGGUUUUGUAGUCUAGCCACAGCUGGGAGGCACCAUGUUGGCUGCUCAGUGGUUACAACACAUCACAAGACGGAAGCAAAUCUCAGGGUUCUCCUGCCUCCUCUUCAUUUUUCAUUUUCCCCAGUUAAAGCAUCUGUGUUUACAAAUUCUUCCUUGGCAUUGACACUAGAAUGGAGCUUAGAAUCCUAAAAUCAUGGAGCAGUGUGCACAUGCUGACCGAAAACCAUAGGGCUGGGGUUGCCAACAUGGCACAGAAGUGCCCUUAAUAAUAGCCAGUGGCACUCACAAAGUCUCUGAGACCCCUCCCCCACUGACUGUCCUCUUUGUCAUCAGGUGGCAUAGCUUAUUACCUCCCCCCGCCACUUGAAAAGCCUAUAGAGGAAGGAGGAUGUUGGAAGAGCCUUAGCUCUUUCCUAUUUCUGUUUCAGCUCCAUGUGCUUCUUAAGGCUCAGGUGAACAUGUGAACAAAAAGUCGAGCAACCAAGAAGGCAGGAGGGACAGGAGAGCCAUCUAGGAGACGGGGGCAGGAAAGGAGAAUAGCCAGAGGGGAUAAAGUGGUGCACCACAGGAGCUGGGGGAGAAAAUGCCACAGCAUGAAAGCAUGGACCCUAGGCAUACUGGAUACUCAUAUUUUUACACCUUUCAGAAUGUGUCCACAGCUGUGUUCUGUGAUUUGGGUGUGUUUGUUGGCAUCCUGUGUAAAAACCGUGAAGAUCUGUGCCUUCGAUGUUUUUGUAGUGCUGGAAAGUACCGGAUCUGUAAUUUUUUUUUACUGUGUAGUCUGCCACUGUAAGCUUUCACUUCUUGACUGUGCUUUUGUUGGGAGGGGGUACGCAGGGUAAAUUCAUGGAAAUUCAAGAGGCCCUUUAAAAAUUCUGCUGGAACCAACUUUAACUCUGACCUGGAAAGACUGAACCAGGGAGGGAAGGAGAGAAGCAGCCACAGAGGAUGUUGCCCACAGAACUCUCUCAAAAUCCCCAAUAUGCCUGUGGACCCAAAAAUCUUGGUGAUGCCUGCCCAUAGGGACGUAUACCAAUUCUGAGCAUUACUCCAUUUAACUCACUACUGUCUAUAGCAGCUUUCCCAAAACUAGUGCCCUCCAGCUGUUGUUGAACUAUAAUUCACAUCAUUCCUCACCGUCAGCCAUACUGGCUGGGGCUGAUGGAGAGUGGAGUCCCACAACAUUUGAAGGACACUAGGUGAGGCAAUACUGAACUGUACGGACUGGCAAUCUCCAGGGUUUCAGACAGGAUUCUUUCCCAGCCUUCCUGAAGAUGACUGGGAUGGAACCUGGGACCUUUUGUGUGCACCCAGCAUGCACUACCAGUGAGCUACAUCUCUUCCCUACACUUUAUAAUAGUUUUAAUCCUUAUUUCCAGUGUGCACUCAGUUGUCUCUGCUGCUAAAAGCUGAUAAUCUGACUCCUCUUUCUCUAAAAGUUAUGUAUGUUGUUUUUCCUCAAAGAAACCAUAUUUAUCCAGUUUCAUAGAUACCUUGAGUAUGUGGAGAGUCUAUAUAGUACUGGAAAUUUAAAGGGGCACAUUAUAUAUACCCUGGCCUGGCUUGCUGCAACAGCAGCAUUUUAAAAUAAUGACCAUCUACAUACCUGGGGAUAAAUGGCUGCCAUCUUAAAGUCAUUCAUGAAUAAAUUCCAUUGGUCUAAAUGAGAUUUAUUCAUGGAUAAAUGAUAACUCUUGGUACUUUUUUAUUAAAAAGACAAGCAAAAAAACCAACAACCCAUGAAGUGAAUUUAAGCAUCUCCAGUCUCUGCAAACAACAUGGCACCUAAGCACAGCCUUUACAGUUCUGCUGACCACCUAAAAGGAUUUACAUAGCAUCACCAAUUCUUGGGUCUUGCUUCCUACAUUUCAAGGGAUGUUGCUAUACCAUUCAUUUGGGUACCUCCAUAAAUUGCAUUUAUGGCAUCUAGUGGUGGUGGAGGAGGAGCAUAAGAAGUUGCCUCUGCCACUAUCAUCCAGGCAGCUGGAAAAACUUGAGCAUUUUCAUUUUAGAGUGGAGAACCUAACUGAUUGCCAGCAACGUCCACCAAAACAUUAAGUUCUAGACAGGGAUGCCAACUGAGCAAAACCCCCCCAAAAACUACUCUGGCCUGCUUGUGAACCCGCAACAGCUACCUGGUAUGCGGGAAUGAGUAGAAGUGUGAGAAGAUGAAACAUAUCACUUAUUAAUUCUCACAUAUUAAGUUGCUACUAAAGGCACAAGUACCAGGGCUGGUACAAAAGCUGGCAACCCUAGUCCCAGAUAAUCAUUUCUACUUAAAAGUAAUGGAAUUAAAAGCUAUGAUUUACACACACACACACACACACACACACACACACACACACACACACACAGUGGUGAUGGCUGGUAGUAGCAGAUAGCCACUGAUAACCUUGCUGAAUUUGUAUACAACCUUUUUAAUGGCAGAGCUCCUGUGCCUGUUGAUUAAUGGAAAUCCAGAAUGGGAAGUUUUCCCUUUGCUGCAGCUGCCUGCUGGGGAUACUUUACCUGUUCAAUUUCUACCUGCCUCUAUCAUUAAUGGGGCUAUUAAAGGAAGGGGUGGGGAGAGCUGACCAGGUAAGCUUCUUAUAAAUUUUCAUAUUUAUUCAGGGCCUGUAGACACCUACGUUUCUCAUGAGGUGUACACCUAAGAAACAGGUUUUGCCCCUCACUGGAGAGCCAGAGUUAAUCUCAGUGGCAAAAUUGUUUUUAUUGUUGAGUAACAGGUAAAAUGGCUCCUAGUUUCCAAAACUUGAAAGUGCUGCAUAACUAUUAGUAGUGCAAUCUUACACAUGUCUACUAAGAAGUAAGUUGCACUGAGCUCAAUGGGGCUUGAUCCCAGUUACAUAUUUAUAGGAUUGCAGCUGAAAUUACCAUGCAUUUCCAAUGUCCUUUUUACACUCCCUCCCCCACAACUCCUGGUAAACAAUUUCCACUGUCCCUUCUUCAUUUCAUUAUCCUCUGACUUCCUUAUUCAUUCCGUCUCCUCCGAAAGGAACACACACACACACACACACACACACACACACACACACACCUCUGUCAUUUUAGGCUUAUGCUCCAUGCAUUUGACAAAGUGAAAUUUAGCCCAUGAAAGCUCAUGCCGUUAAAACAAAGCUGGCCUUUAGGAUGCCACAAGAUCCUUCAUUCUUUUUGCAACUCAGUAGAGGACACUUUUGCUAUCACUGCUGGAAAAAGCUUUGUUGGUUAGGUUUUUGCCAGUUAUACAACUGUCAAAUGUACAAAGACUCCAUACUAUGGGAAGGACCCUAGUGAUCAAGAUUGCCCUGCUGUCAUAUUGGAAGCAAAUGGAUAAAUUGUGCCUUUUUAAACAAUGAGAAGUGAGGUUGUACUGUUACUUUUGCAUCCUUUCACUUGGGAGGGAUCUGGUUUAAAUAAAAAUUCAUUUCAAGGCUAUGCAUUUAGGAUCAUGAUGCGCUCAUGGACAAUAGUGCAGUGAUCCUGAUCUUAGUAAUCAAACUACCUAUUAUAUGCAGGCAGUGUGAUUUCUUACCCUCCACCCCAAACUUUAAAAAGAGAGAAAGAAAAGGGAAAUCAGUAAUCUUAUGGGGAGGGGGUGAAUAGAACCCUUUGAUCUCAUGACAAUUUGCCACUCAAAAUUGCCCCACUCAAGUGUCUCUCCAAUGUUAAUUACCCGGUAGGUAGUCUCCAUUCUUCACUAGGGAAAGAAGUCAGAGAGGUAAUUGCUUGCCCCAAGGCCAGAAUGAAGGAAGUUGAACUUGCACCUCUCACCUUUUCUGCUUUCCUGCUCAGCCCUUUUCUCCUCCUCUUCUUGGCACCUUCCAUUAAUACAUCUCUCUAGUGCCAUCUUUGCCAAUCUGGAUUUCUCCAGAUGUUUUGAACUACAGAUCUGGGCCACCACAGCCUGGGGCAGAUGGAAGCCGUAGCCUGAAUUAUCUGGAGAGCACCAGGUUGGGGAAGGGUGCUCUAGGAGGAGAGGCCUUGCAAAUAGUUGGAGAAACAAAGAACCCUUGAAGGAGAAGUGCAUAUGCCCUUGGCAAUGCCAUUUGCCCCUUUAGGAACAGAUACAAGAACAGCCAAGCGCCAGUGUCCAUUCAACUUUCCUUUUUGCUAGAUUAUCAGUUAGGCUGCAGCCUUAUGCCUGCUUUCCCUGGGAGUGAUCUACUUGCAUUUAACUGAGCAGGAUUUACUUCUGGCUAGGCAUGUAUACAGUUAGAUUGUUAGUUCACAGAGCACCAGUUCAGGGCUGAGCAUUACCAAUCCUGUGUCUGGUUGCUAAGUGACUUGCUCUCUUAGGAGUGUGCAGGAUUGCAGCUAAACAUCUGAAUAAACACACUUUUAGUUGAUUGCCUAAGGUGUUUUCUUGACUGUUUGGCCAACGUCCACCACCAGCCUCCCUCUGAGAACAAUGUAGGCCUCCCUAUGUGUCUAAUCAAACGCAAUUUUUCUCUUCUGAGUCAUGAUGAAAAUAAUUUCUAUUCCUCUUUUUUGGAGGGAGGGGUGUUCUUAAAACCCAUCUUGUUGAAUCAAUGCAUGUACAUAGUUUGUUUUGGGAUUUUUUAUUUUUAUUUUGAGGCCAUCAGCACUGAAUACCAUUUUCUGAAGGACAGCUCUGAUUAAAAUCAAUCUUCUACUCUUAACAUUUCAAUAUAUGCAAUUAAUGAAUUAAUGUUUUAAUUGCACUGAUGAAUGUUCUUGGCCAUGUUUAUAAAAUAUUAUUUCUCCUGGUUGACGUUUAUUCCAAUAUUAUAUCAUGCUCAUGUGUUGUUGUUUUUUUUAAAAAAGUUUAAAACAAUCAUGUGACUUAGAGAACUGCAGAUGGCUAAAGUCAACCUUCAUAGUGUAACCCUUUGUGUGCCAGCGUGUCUAUCGCCACUCUAUUAAGCUCAUUUAUGUGACAGUAAAUCACGUUGCAUUCAGUGGGUUACACAUUCCAGCAAUGAGUUUUAGGAAGCAAGGUUUGAAGCUGAAAUUAUAAGACAAAUAGAUAUACCGAAUAUAGGAGUGUGAAAUCUACAGUCUCUCCUUUCUAUGCCAAAAUCGAGUCCUUUAUUUAAAUCAAAGCAAAACCAACAUCUACUCUUCUUGAAUAGUCUUUCCAUAAAAAUGAAAAAAUGUCAUCGGUUUUAGUGACUCUCAGAAAAGAAGGGGGGGCAAACGCGGAGAGGCAUUCAAUGAUGAGUUUGUAUAUAUUUAUUUAUGCUUAAUUUAACGGGAUUGUGUAAAUAUGGCGAGCAAGUAGUUUUGGGGUUAUUUAUCUGUGACUAUACCUCUGUGAAUGGGUGGGGAAUUUAAACCAAGAAGAAGAAAAACGAUCAAAAAGACAAAAAAAAUUACAAACGCUUGACUCUAGAUAGUACCCAAUCUGAUCUUUUUUCUGUUCUUUAUAGACAAGCUGUUAUGGUAAUGGGUAGAAAUUGGUUUCUUGUCCAGUGAUGACCUGAUUUACAUAAAUAAUAAUAAUACGAAUUUAAAAAAAAAAAGAUUGUUGUGUUUUGUUGUAUUUUCCUCUUCAGAUAUUUUUUCCCCUUUUUUAAAAACUAUGUUGGUGCUGCUUCAUUUCUGAAGAUGGAUUUACUUCCGCAGCCAAGACAAAAUCUUUUCUUUCCCAGUCUGGACUUUGGGAAAUUCAGGACCCGGUUCUACAGUGGAAAGAAAUAAACGUUGCUUCUCAGAA